CGUUAAAUGAAAGCUUCUAUUCCGUCCACAACUAUAUGAACUAUUUGAAACUUCACGAUAACACGUUCAACGUUGUGUUGGCGAUGUAGUAUGUUAGACAUUGUGCACUUACUAAUCAGUUGACCUUGGAUAUGAUAUGAUUGAGAUUACUCACGUUAUAUUUGACGUCGAUGGUCUUAUUUUGGAUACAGAAUCCAUAUACACUGAGUUCACAUCAAAUUUUCUUAGUGAAUACAAUUUACAGUUCGACUACAACAUAAAAAAACUAAUGAUGGGAAGAAAACCUCAUGAAGCCGGUGAAAUACUUGUAAAGCACUAUAAUUUGCCACUAAGUGCUAGUGAAUUUAUCCAAAGGCAGUCAAAAUACAUUACUCCAAAAAGAUGGGAAAGUGUUCAGUGUUUACCAGGUGCAGAGAAACUUAUUUUGCAUCUUGCUUCUCAUAAUAUUCCUAUGGCCCUAGCUACUGGUUGUUGCAGUUAUGAACUUGAUCAGAAAAUGAGAAGUCAUCAAGUUAUAAUGACCAAAGUAUCUCAUUCUGUUUGCUCUGGUGACGAUCCUACUGUAAGUAUGUGACCAAGCAGAAAUGUGAUAUCCCCGUUUAACUUUCCAGAAUGUAAUAUACCAGGGUAGUAACGAAUGUAUAGUUAAACUCUUCCAUUCCUGUUUUAGGUUCUUAUCUUUUUCCUGUCACAUUCCUGUACCUUUUUACUUAUGUUGUACGUAACAACGGCAGGAAGAUUCUAAGCUUGUAUCCGUUUUUAGUAUACCAAGCUAAAUAUUUAGCUUGGUAUAUUUCUUGAAUACGUAUGAAUUUCUUUGAAAUUCGCACUGAGAUCAGAAAACCAAGAAUUUUUGUUAUUCCUUUCGUAGUAUCCUUCAGUAUGUGUUUAGUCUUUUAGUUGAGUAGGAUGAGAAAGCAGGUACCAUUUCCUUUAACGGCGAAUCCUGAGAGUCAGUUUAAUAAGACCAUGGGAAGGUCUACACAUCACGAUUAUACUCCAUUCAUAACUUUGGAUUCUCCUGUUGUAUCUUGAGUUGUGAUUACCUGGUUGGAAAAGUAAUUAGGAGUGUAUAUAUUUCUUAGUCAUUUAAUAGUUCAUCUCGUAAUUUGAUAACACUAUGCCUAUCUAAAGCUUAGCUAACCUAUUUCGUCUAACUUUGUGGAAUUCAUCAGUGGCCUACUGCUCUGCAACAAUAACCAAAUGGCAAUGGUCUCCAAGCCGUCAUUGUAAAUAAGAACUGAUGACAGGUGCUUUCCGAUUCUUUUAUUGCCACCCUUUAUUUAUCUUACAUGUAUCGAGACACUGUUACAGUAAUUUGUUAACCGUGUCUUAGACUAGCUUAUCAAGAUUCACCUGGAUUUCUUCCGCAUCAUCAUUUGCAUUUCUCCCAAUAUUUUGACAUCGGCGUUAAGUAGCAUUGAAAACUAAGUGAAAAUUGGAAGGUCAUUAACAUAGGAUCAAUAACAGCCUACUGUUGUUAUUUAUGGUACUUCACCAAGUACGGGUUUCCAAAAGUUACUUCAGAAUUGAUUCGUACUCUCAUCGGCAAAAACUCGUCGAUCUACCGAUAAGUGGUCUGCAGUCGGUUCUGAGCUUAUGAACGUACUGUUCGUGUGCUCGCAAAUAUCCUGCUCUGAAAGCCACAAUGUCAAUUCCAAAAUAGUUACUAGAUGAUCACGUCGGAUUCUUAGUAUAUUGCAAGAAAAACAAAUUAAUCUUAAUAAGUCCGAUGUCAAACAGUAGUUUAGAAACCCUUGUAAUAUCAUUUUUAUCCUCUGAAUAUUUUUACAGUAUCUCACAUGUAUGUGUGCAUAGUUACUAAAUUGUAAUUAAAAAACAUUUUCAACUGUAUUCAUCAUACUCAGCAAAGUCCUUCAGAUCAGGUUCACAACCCUAACAUUUUCUGUAGCUUUAAAACAUCUUAUCAUUAUAAUUUCCAAACUACUCACAUUUUUAAUUUACAUCAAUUUUAGGUUAAGCAUGGUAAACCUAUGCCGGAUAUAUUUCUAACUACUGCUAGCAGAUUUAAAAUUCCUCCAGAUUCCUCUGAUAGUGUUUUAGUGUUUGAAGACUCUCCAAAUGGUGUUGAAGCCGCUCUAUCAGCUGGAAUGCACGUUGUAUGGAUUCCUGAUCCACGAGAACCACCUGGAAAUUUUCCGAAAUCAACUUCAUCCAUUGACAUAUCACGUGUCACUAGAUUAAAUUGUCUGUCUGAUUUUAAACCUGAACAGUUUGGUCUUCCAAGACGUAAGUAGUAUAUAACACCAAUCAGAAGUUGAAUGCCUGGCAGCAGAAGGUUGAGAAGAUCGAAUCGAAGAGAACGGCAACAGAGAGUAUUUGUUAUGGUGAUGAAGAAACGAUGAAGUUUGAGACAGUUGGUGGAGAAUUUGCAAAUAAAGUAUUGAACGUAUUGUUUUUCACAUUUUAUCAAAGAAAUUUGUAAUUUUGUAUUAAAAUAAACUGGUUGUUCCCACUUGUGUUCUCAUUAAUUACAAUAUCACCAAGGAAUCAGAAGAAAUAGUUACAAACGGGAUAAAAUGUGUGAAUUAUGCGUUGUUCUAGAUAAAGACUCGACUUUUUACGUUGCUGCAGAUUUGAAACUGUAGCACCUAGGUUCUCUAACAGUAGUCGGCGAAUUUGGCAGAGAUUCCAACUAGGAAUUGUUCACCGUUCAUAACUCAUGUUGAUCAGUAGGAGUCUUAAACUAUGUGAAUAGCUUCGGUUAAUCCUACUAGGUCCAGUCUUGCUGUAACUAGAUUGUAUUUUUGAUAAUUGUUAUUAUAACUAUGUGCAUGCGAUAUUCAUAGUUGGGAUUCUGUUUCUACAUUGAUAUUUUUGAAGCAUUCACAUAAAUUAUUGUAACCCAUUACUGACAACUACACUGUUCCAUCCUAAUUCAGCUAAAUGUCCUAGCAUUUUAUAAUCUUCCCUAGUAUUCAUUUUUAGAAGCAACAAUUGAAUUAUCUCAAACUCCAGUUAUCUAA
Messenger RNA from Schistosoma haematobium, 2987 nucleotides. RefSeq lists its product as uncharacterized. Gene Ontology annotation, molecular function: phosphatase activity. NCBI's taxonomy places the organism in Eukaryota, Metazoa, Platyhelminthes, Trematoda, Strigeidida, Schistosomatidae. The transcript is spliced from 2 exons. The record is from RefSeq and is a predicted model, not a curated record. The coding region runs from base 137 to 574 and encodes 145 amino acids.